AUGAUCAGCGGGCUGGACAACGCGGGAAAGUCAACUCUCCUAGCCAACCACCUUUGCAUAAACAAGGACGAUAUAUCUUCCAUUGGUAAAGAAAUUCACCUAGAUAUUAAAGUUUGCAAUUAUCACAACAUCACCUUUAAGGUACUCGAUGUGGGCAUAAGUCGACCCGCCUCAAUCCGUAGGAGGGAGAGACUACAUCUCAACGAAGCGGAUGCAAUUAUUUGGGUUAUUGACACACAUGAUCAUGACCGAAAAGUGGAAGCGAGGGAGGAGCUUCUUCGAACGGCAUUCCGUAAUCACGGGACGCCAGUACUUAUUCUGGCAAAUAAGCAGGAUCUCGACGAAGCUUGGACGGUGGAAGAGACAAGAAAAUACUUCGUCGACGAUAUAUCAUCUUACUACGUGGGCAGACCAAAUGCAGUAUUUGGUACAAACAUAAAGACUGGCGAGGGACUCAAAGAAGCCUUUGACUGGGUUAGAAAAGCCAUAGAAGGGCGUGUAAAGCUUGAAGCCGAUAUAGCUGAAAAGACUCCAGCGCUUAGUGAAAAAGCGAUUUUGAACUCGGAUUGA
Messenger RNA from Fusarium sp. VM40, 570 nucleotides. The record is from the annotation of a GenBank genome assembly. NCBI's taxonomy places the organism in Eukaryota, Fungi, Ascomycota, Sordariomycetes, Hypocreales, Nectriaceae.